CUUAUUGACUUAUUUACCCAACAGACGUUCAACAGCCCCUUCACAUUAAAGAGGAAGAGGAUGAUCCACAGCCCACCUACAUUAAAGAGGAAGAGGAGGAUCCACAGCACACCCACAUGAAAGAGGAAGAGGAAGAUCCACACAUGAAAGAGGAAGAGGAGGGAGAGUGUGUUGUAGGGCAGGAGGAGGAUGAUGUCAGCAAGUUUCCACUGACUGUUGUCUCUGUGAAGACUGAAGAGCAUGAAGGCAAAGCACCUGAGUCCUCACAGCUUCAUCACAGUCCAAACGUCCAGCGGGUGUCAGCGGGGAGUCAUGAAGAGGAGUGGCACACCAGUGUGGGACAGAAGGAGCUACAGGCCCCCUCCCACAUUAAAGAGGAGCAGCUUCAUGAUGAAGAUGAAGCUCAGUCCUUACAGCUUCAUCACAGUCAAAGUGAGGAGAACAGAGGGGCGGAGCUUGUAAGUCAACACAUCACAGAAGCUGAUGGAGAGCAUUGUGAAGAUAUCAAGUCAGAACCAGACAGCAUCUUUGCUCCACUGUCAGACAUGGACCACAUGAUGUCACACUCUUCUGAUCACAGUGACCACAUCCAAAAACCUUUGGAGAGUAAAAAUGACUCUAAAGGUGAUACGAGACAUCACACUAACAACAAACACUUUGACUGCUCUGAAUGUGGGAAAUCAUUUAGAAAGAAGAGUCAUUUUACAGAACACAUGAGAACACAUACUGGAGAGAAACCUUUUGCUUGCUCAGCUUGUGCUAAAAGAUUCAAAACUAAGAAGGAAAUGAUAUUACACAUGAGAACACACACAGGUGAGCAAUCUUUUGCUUGCUCUGUUUGUAAGAAGAGUUUCUCCAGAAAGGAACACAUGACCACACACAUGAGAACACACACUGGAGAGAAACCUUUUACUUGCUCUGUUUGUAAGAAGAGUUUCUCCAGAAAGGGUGACAUGACCACACACAUGAGAACACACACUGGAGAGAAACCUUAUGCUUGCUCAGCUUGUGCUAAAAGAUGCAACACUAAGAAAGUCAUGAUCACACACAUGAGAACACACACAGGUGAGAAACCUUUUACUUGCUCUGUUUGUAAGAAGAGUUUCUCCAGAAAGGGUGAUAUGACCACACACAUGAGAACACACACUGGAGAGAAACCUUUUGCUUGCUCAGCUUGUGCUGAAAGUUUCAACACUAAGAAGGAACUUAUAUUACAUGUGAGAACACACACAGGUGGUAAACCUUUUACUUGCGCCGUUUGUAAGAAGAGUUUCUCCAGAAAGGAACACAUGACCAGACACAUGAGAACACACACUGGAGAGAGACCUUUUGUUUGCUCAGCUUGUGCUAAAAGAUUCAACACUAAGAAGGAAAUGAUAUUACACAUGAGGACACACACAGGUGAGAAACCCUUUGCUUGCUCUGUUUGUAAGAAGAUUUUCUCCAGAAAGGAACACAUGACCACACACAUGAGAACACACACUGGAGAGAAACCUUUUACUUGCUCUGUUUGUAAGAAGAGUUUCUCCAGAAAGGGUGACAUGACCAUACACAUGAGAACACACACUGGAGAGAAACCUUUUGCUUGCUCAGCUUGUGAUAAAAGAUUCAACACUAAAAAGAAAAAUAUAUUACACAUGAGAACACACACUGGAGAGAAACCUUUUGCUUGCUCAGCUUGCGCUAAAAGAUUCAACACUAAGAUUGAAAUGAUGUUACACAUGAGAACACACACAGGUGAGAAACCUUUUUCUUGCUCUGUUUGUAAGAAGAGUUUCUCCAGAAAAGAACACAUGACCACACACAUGAGAACACACACUGGAGAGAAACCUUAUACUUGCUCUGUUUGUAAGAAGAGUUUCUCCAGAAAGGGUGACAUGACCAUACACAUGAGAACACACACUGGAGAGAAACCUUUUGCUUGCUCAGCUUGUGCUAAAAGAUUCAACACUAAGAAGAAAAUUAUAUUACACAUGAGAACACACUCAGGUGAGAAACCUUUUACUUGCUCUGUUUGUAAGAAGAGUUUCUCCAGAAAGGGUGACAUGACCAUACACAUGAGAACACACACUGGAGAGAAACCUUUUGCU
Molecule: messenger RNA, 2090 nt
Organism: Nerophis lumbriciformis (worm pipefish)
Lineage: Eukaryota; Metazoa; Chordata; Actinopteri; Syngnathiformes; Syngnathidae
Source: RefSeq, a predicted model, not a curated record